AUGCAAUUAUCGACAGUUUUGCCGAUUUCAAAAACAUAUUCACGAACCAUGAAAACAACUCAUCUAUUAAUUCGAGUUGUCUCUACUGAAACAUUUACACGCCUACUAAAUCGUGAACGCUUUAUUUUACUUCAGCCACAAUGUGUCAUGCGUGCAUUUCAAAUAUGCAUUUAUCUACCAGCACUCUAUGAUGAUCCAUGGCUUAUAUUUAAAGGUAAAUAA
Rotaria socialis is the source of this 222-nucleotide messenger RNA. Lineage: Eukaryota; Metazoa; Rotifera; Eurotatoria; Philodinida; Philodinidae. The record is from the annotation of a GenBank genome assembly.